AUGAUCUGGUACCUCCUCUACCCUUUCAGAGGAACUACCGAAGCUCCUGUACUCGGCCCCGGCCAUCCUCUGCGGGAUGCCUGCACGCGAUAUGGCAGAUACGCUGCGCGCCAUGUCAUUACCACACUCUUGAUAUCCGUGACCGUUGCGUCGAUACUGAUAUACCCUUUCCCCUUUCUCUACACCACCGACUUUACCAAUGGCGCCUCCGGUCUCCCCCACCACGUCUGGACCGAUGCCCAACCGCUCGAGGAGAAGCGCGGGCUCGAGCCCGAUGUGAUAAUGCGCUACAUCUGGGUGCAUGGCGAUUAUAUGCGAGCCCUCGACCGCGACAUCCUCCUAGGCGCCCUUGAACUGCAGAACGAACUCUUGGGACCGACGGUCAACUUCAGCCCUCGCCGGCUCUCCGAGCCGCUUGAUGUGGUAGACCUCUCCGACACAACUGCCCUCGACCUGAACCCACAACAGCGAGAUGCUUUUCACAUCAUCAAUGGCCUGACCGACGAGUCGUGGUUCUUCCACUCGCCUUUGCUCUACUGGUCCUGUGACGAGGACAAGGUGCUCUCUGAUCACGAUCUUCUUGCCACUGUGAAUGCCAGGAAGACUCAGCCAACAUCCGUCAACGUCACGCUGCGACACUCGAUCGUCUUCAGCGGGAAACGCUUCGAGGACCGGAGCCUGGUCGCGGCCGAUUCUCUUGUCAUCACCCUCAUUCACCGGCGCCAUUCGCCGGUGGGCCGCAUAUGGGAGGCGAAGUGCAAGGAACUCGCCUCCAAGAUGGCUGACAAAUGGGAUGUGUAUCCCUCAGACGGCUCUGGCACCCGCAGCCAACUCUAUGAGUUCCAAUUUCGGCCCAUGUCGAUUCCAGACGGCAUCGCACUGGGCGUCGCUUACUUGCUUACCUUCGUCUACUUUGUCGUCAGCUUGAACAAGCUACGCGCUGUCAAGUCCAAGAUAGGGCUGGUCAUUACCGUCAUGGCCCAGUUGGCAUUGUCCAUACUGUCGAGUUUCACCAUCUGCGCCAUAUUCAAGAUCGAUCUUUCCAAGAUCCCGCGCCUAGCCUAUCCCGUUGUAAUAUUCUCCAUGAGUCUUGAAAAUGUGUUCAGACUCAUCAACGCAGUCAUCCUCACCCCGUCGGAGAACAGUACCAGCAACCGCAUCGGCCAUGCCUUUGGCAAUACGGCCCACGUUGCCUUGGCGAGUGUUGCCCAGAAUCUUCUCAUCCUAUGGGGGCUUUCCCAUAUCGUGUCUCCAGGAGUACAAGCAUUCUGCACGUUUGCAGCAAUCGCCAUUAUAUUUGACUUUUUCUACCUCGCGACCUUCUUCCUGUCGGUCUUAAGUGUGGAUGUACGUCGUACCGAGCUCAGCGACGCUCUGGCCAAGGCAUCCAUUCGCAAUCAUCGGACGCCUGCAGAAGCCAAGGCAAGGCAAACGUGGCUGGACGCGAUGCUGCAGGGCAAAAUUGCCAUGUCAACACGGAUCGCCGGUACUAUCGUUAUGAUUGGCUUCGUUCUGAUUGCGCAGUGGCACUUUUUCGAAAACGAGAGUCUACUACGGACCUUGGGCCGAAUCACCGCCAUAUCUAAGAAAUAUAAGGAUUUUGGACCCCCAAAAUCCUCACUGUUGGUCGAUAUUCAUCAAGCAAGGAGUCCGACUUCAUGGCUGAGACUUCAAGACCAUGAGACGGCCAAGGAGGUGAUCCACGUCAUCAAACCAAAUGCUCACAGUUACAUGGCCCGGGUAUUCGAUCCCGUAGUUUUCGUCAAGAAGGGCGCAGACCGAAUGCUAUCCACUAGGGAGCGCCCUUUCCUCCCGGCUGUCUACGACUUUAUACGACACCAGUCGACUCCGUUUGUCGUCAUAGUCCUCGUCAUUGGUGCUGCUGUGCGUAUCUUGAUGAACUACCUAUUAUUUGACGAGCUAGCAGAGUCGACACCGCCUGCUGCUGCUGAGGAGGAGCACUUACUCACAAUCCAAACUCUGGGCAAGGGUCACUCUCUUGAUGUCGUCGCACUUUCGGCUUCGUCCGAUGGCCACAUCGUUUCGGUUGGUCUGGACCGGAUUGUCAGAGUAUGGGAUGUAAAGGCUGGCGGCGCGAGUUAUGCUCUCAUGGGAAACAAUGAGGUCGAUAUCAUCUUUCCUAUUCUAGCCAUGUGUAUCGACGAUGAUUCUCGAUGGCUGGCACUGCUCAUGACAGGAACUGUAUUGUUUUGGGACUUACAAAAGCAGCAAUGGGGACCAUCCGUUCCUGUUGAACCAUUCCGACAUCGACCAGAGGCCUUUCUUUUCGCCGCCGGUGAGGCAGAAGCUGUCCAUCCGGUCCUGCUUCUUCGACGCGAUGGUACGAUGACAGAAAUCAGGCCAGAAAAAGGAGAGACCGAUAGUUAUCUAGUUUCUGAUGACAGCACCAUCGUCUCUGUCGGUGCUCUUGUCGAGAAAGCAAAAUUCACAACGAAAGUUAUGACUUCGUCCCGUGAUGGCCAAGUUCAUUGCCUGAGUCAAGAUGCUUCGGGCUGGAACUGUAAUGCGGUUGACAUACCGCGACCAAGAGACAAGGAGUUCAUGUCAAUUGUGGCCCUACCAGAGAUUGGUUUCAUCCUUGUUGUGCGGGUCCAAUCUAUUGACUUGGUUGAUGCUGCGACUUAUUCUGCAAUACACUCCUUCAAAACCGACCCGAUAAUGCCGAAAACGUUGAAGGCGUUCCAUUCUAAACGGAGAACAAUGCGGUGCGGCUCAGUAGGGCUGAAGUACUUAACAUUUGCCUACCUCAACGCAUUUACACGAGAUCUGGUGGUACAGACAUAUACCCCUCAGGACGAAGGGGCCUCAAUUUGUUUCCGUGCCCCAGGACAACCAGUCAGCAAAACGUGUUGCAGAUGGCCGGAGACUAAAGAGCUUCGAAGUGUUGUCAAGGACCCGGGCACUUGGGAAGCUCUUCCCUCAAGAGUCAUGCUGGGAGUAAGGAAGAAGCCAGCUCCCAAAGCACGAUUAGAGAAUGGCCAGGCCUUGCACAACACCAAUGGUGGCCUUCGUCGCCGCCGCCUAAGUCAUACCCAGACAGCCACUGUCGUUCGAACUACAGAUACAUGGGAAAUAUGGAUGCUAUCGCAAGCUGGAAAUGUGGAAACCUGGGAUACACUAUCACUCUGCCAGGAUUCGGACGAACACGAGCACUUGUUUGUCAAUAGCCCCGGCCCAAUGGUUCGAGUCGGCCGUGGGAGCGUGGCAGUCGGAUUGAGCAACGUCAUCAAAGUCAUCCUCGUAGGCCACGAAAGAUUUGAGACUGGUGAGGAGACUUCUGCGCUUGAAGAUGGCUUGGGCACGGUGAUGAGUCGAAGGCGUAAUAAGCCUUCGACUCUCAAGGGCAGGCCACCCAUUCUUCUUUAA
Messenger RNA from Neoarthrinium moseri, 3387 nucleotides. RefSeq lists its product as uncharacterized. The transcript is spliced from 3 exons. Gene Ontology annotation, cellular component: Golgi membrane; endoplasmic reticulum membrane. Lineage: Eukaryota; Fungi; Ascomycota; Sordariomycetes; Amphisphaeriales; Apiosporaceae. The record is from RefSeq and is a predicted model, not a curated record. The coding region runs from base 1 to 3387 and encodes 1128 amino acids. Gene Ontology annotation, molecular function: sterol binding; protein binding. Gene Ontology annotation, biological process: SREBP signaling pathway.